This is a messenger RNA of Chrysochloris asiatica (Cape golden mole), 1776 nucleotides long. RefSeq names its product TGF-beta receptor type-2-like. The record is from RefSeq and is a predicted model, not a curated record. NCBI's taxonomy places the organism in Eukaryota, Metazoa, Chordata, Mammalia, Afrosoricida, Chrysochloridae. Gene Ontology annotation, cellular component: plasma membrane; signaling receptor complex. Gene Ontology annotation, biological process: transforming growth factor beta receptor signaling pathway; cellular response to growth factor stimulus; heart development. Gene Ontology annotation, molecular function: type I transforming growth factor beta receptor binding; metal ion binding; transforming growth factor beta receptor activity, type II. The transcript has 8 exons.
AUGGGUCGGGGGCUGCUCAGGGGCCUGUGGCCGCUGCACAUCGUCCUGUGGACACGCAUCGCCAGCACGAUUCCACAGCAAGUUCAGAAGUCGGAUGUGGAAAUGGGGGGCCAAAAGCGAUGAAACCGUCUGUCCAGCUAUAAUAAUACAGCUUAUCCCCUGAAACCUUUUAAUGAUGACAUGAUGGUCACGGACAGCAAUGGUGCAAUCAAGUUUCCGCAACUGUGUAAAUUUUGUGACGAGAAACUUUCCACCUGUGACAACCAAAAGUCUUGCAUGAGCAACUGUAGCAUCACAGCCAUCUGUGAGAAACCUUAUGAAGUCUGUGUGGCUGUAUGGAGAAAAAAUGAUAAGAACAUUACACUAGAGACAGUUUGCCAUGACCCUCAACACGCAUUCAAGGGAGUUAAUCUAGAAGACUCUGCUUCUUCAAAGUGCCUUAUGAAAGAGAAAAAAAUGCAGGGUGAGACCUUCUUUAUAUGUUCCUGUAGUGCUGAAGAAUGCAAUGACCACAUCAUCUUCUCUGAAGAGAACACCAGCAGCCCUGAUUUGUUUUUGGUCAUUGUCCAAGUGACAGGCAUCAGCCUCUUACCACCAUUGGGAAUCGCCAUAGCAGUAAUCAUCACCUUCUAUUGCUACCGCGUUCACCGGCAGCAGAAGCUGAGUACAUCCUGGGAUACCAACAAGCCACGGAAGCUCAUGGAGUUCAAUGAGCAUUAUGCCAUCAUUCUGGAGGAUGACCGCUCAGACAUCAGCUCUACUUGCGCCAACAACAUCAACCACAACACCGAGCUGCUGCCCAUUGAACUGGACACCCUGGUAGGGAAGGGCCGCUUCGCUGAGGUCUACAAAGCCAAGCUGAAACAGAACACUUCAGAGCAGUUUGAGACCGUGGCAGUCAAGAUCUUCCCUUAUGAGGAGUACGCUUCCUGGAAGACAGAGAAAGACAUCUUUUCGGACAUCAACCUGAAGCAUGAGAACAUACUGCAGUUCUUGACUGCUGAGGAGCGGAAGACAGAACUGGGGAAGCAGUACUGGCUGAUCACUGCCUUCCAUGCCAAGGGUAACCUCCAGGAGUAUCUUACUCGGCAUGUCAUCAGCUGGGAGGACCUGCGUAAGCUGGGCAGCUCUCUUGCCCGGGGCAUUGCUCACCUGCACAGUGAUCACACCCCAUGUGGAAGGCCCAAGAUGCCCAUUGUGCACAGGGACCUUAAGAGCUCUAACAUCCUUGUGAAGAAUGACCUGACCUGCUGUCUGUGUGAUUUUGGGCUUUCCCUGCGCCUGGACCCCACUUUGUCUGUGGAUGACCUGGCAAACAGUGGGCAGGUGGGAACUGCAAGAUACAUGGCCCCAGAAGUCCUGGAGUCCAGGAUGAAUUUGGAGAAUGUUGAGUCCUUCAAGCAGACGGAUGUCUACUCCAUGGCUCUGGUCCUCUGGGAAAUGACAUCUCGCUGUAAUGCAGUGGGAGAAGUAAAAGAUUACGAGCCUCCAUUUGGUUCCAAGGUGCGGGAGCAUCCCUGUGUUGAAAGCAUGAAGGACAAUGUGUUGCGAGAUCGAGGACGGCCAGAAAUUCCCAACUCCUGGCUCAACCACCAGGGUAUCCAGAUGGUAUGUGAGACCCUGACCGAGUGCUGGGACCAUGACCCUGAGGCCCGUCUCACGGCGCAGUGCGUGGCAGAGCGCUUCAGUGAGCUGGAGCACCUGGACAGACUCUCGGGGAGGAGCUGCUCUGAGGAGAAGAUUCCCGAAGACGGCACCCUGAACACUACCAAAUAG